This is a messenger RNA of Ceutorhynchus assimilis (cabbage seed weevil), 3215 nucleotides long. The record is from the annotation of a GenBank genome assembly. Lineage: Eukaryota; Metazoa; Arthropoda; Insecta; Coleoptera; Curculionidae.
AAAAAGUGAGAUGAUAAGCAUCCUCAACAGACAACUCCGUCUGUUACGGGACGUUACUUGUUUCUUGGAUCGCUAGUGCGCUAAAAAAAGACUUUCGAAGACUCUGUGAUAUUUUGUAAUUAACAAAUACAUGCCUUUUUAACAUAAUGGGGUGCCAACAUUCCAAACUUAAGCAUAGAGUGUCGAUCGUGGAUACCGCGAAUCAGGACAAUGAAGAAAAAGUGAACGAUGCUGUGAUAAUCGGAAGACAUGACGAGGAAAUGAUAAAUACGAUCAGGAGGGAUUUGAACGAGACUCCUGAAAUGUUUGUGUUGAAUAAUGUUAUUAUGUGCACGAUGUUUUUGAAAAAUUAUCAAGAAGAUAUCUAUCAAGUCCUUAAACAAAUGGACAAUGCACCAAAUAAAUUUUGGGAACCAGACAUAGUCAUGGAAAAAGCCAACAGGAACGUAAUUUACCGGCCAAUGCACGGUUCAAAUAAAGACAUAGCAUCGCCAUUGACAACAAGAAGAAUUUACGUCCCUAUGAACGACUAUAUUGAAGUUUUCAAUCCGUUGGAUGAUGAAGAUGCUGCUGCUGAUGAUGAUGACGAAAAAGAGCAUAUCAGCAAAUAUCAUGUAAAAGUUGAAGAAAGUAAAAGACCGGGUUACGUAAAGUUACGCCGCAUUAACGCAGAAAGAAAUAAUGAUAAAAAUUCUCUAAAAGACAUGUUGGUAGUGCCCUCAUCUAAUGCAUCCAGUAGUAGUGACACGGAGUCAACAAUUACGUCUUCUGGAUCACCCAUCCAGGAUAAUUUCCAAUUAAUCAAAGACCAAACUGAUGAGGGAGUUUCUUUGGACGAUUGCUUUGUUUUCAGAAAAGUGAAAAAACCAGACAUUGACAUUGAGUUAGAAGAGUUGGAUCACGAACACCUGACCGAAGAUGACAUCUAUGAUAUUGUUUCCUAUCUGCCUUCAAAAAAAUUCAUGAAAUAUUUCAGUAAAAUAUUUAAAGAAUCCAUGGCCAAAAAAAUUGGACUUAUCCAGUAUGAAAUCGAUCAUGCAGCAGUAGACGAUCGAAUUCCUGGAAAAAUAUUUUGCAAUCUUAGAGAUGAAAAUGGCAACUCUUAUCCAGUUGAGGUUGUGCCCUGUUUAAAAACUGCUUGGCCUAAAAAACAAACUUAUAAUUUAUUAGAAGGUAAACCUAAUCAUAAUAUGGAAAGCGACUGGACAGGCUUCGACUUUCAAUGGCCCACCCAUGAGAUGCUGGAUGAAAUGAAAACUUUCGAAUGUGCCUUGGUUCCGAAAGGAUAUGCAAGAAAUAAUGGAACAGUUCCUGAAGAUGAUCUGGAAUGGGAAAUUCAUUUUCCUUUAGCAGAAAACUAUUUAGAAAUGCUACUUCGUCCAGAACAGAUAAAAUGCUUUUUACUACUUCUAUCAAUCUACAAAGAAUAUUUGGAACCUAAAACUAAGGUUCAUGGUAUAGUUCCCGAACAUUUGCUCAACAUGAUGUUUUGGGAAGCAGAAAAGAAUUACGACGAUUGGCCGACUCAUCGACUAGGUUUCCGGUUAAUUAACGUUAUAGAAAAUUUUUCCAAUAGGCUUACAGAAAGAGUUUUACGUGACUUUUUCAUAAGAAAAAGAAACGUUUUAAAAAACGUACCCACAAAGUGUAUAGUGUACGCCGGCGAGGAAUUUUUCAGAAUUAAAGAAUCUCCCCUAAUUAAAAUUUUAAGAGCUAUGCGAAACGUACGAUACACCAGCGGUACAUUUUAUCCGCCACUGGACUACAAGGAGCUAUUGAAUAUAUUAUACAAGACAGACUGGGAUGUAAAUCCAUAUUUGAGCAAUACAAAUCUCAAGUCUGACGGUAUAUCUAUAUCGACAUCUGGUAAAAAGCCAAAAUUUAUGGACGCAGAAAAACAGUUACAGCACGUAAAGCUAAUGCAGAUGAGGAAGAAAGCUCAGAAGAAGAAAAAUAUAGAAAUUGAUAGGAAAAAAUCAGAAGUAAUCAGUUAUAAUAGUACGAAAGAGAGGAGAGACUCUGUGGAUAGCUUAGACGAUCAAUGGGAAUGCGAGAAACGUUUCGAUCUACCCAAAAAGAUAGCCCUCCUCAAAUUCUUCAUCAACAAUUUUAUCGAAAUAGCCCAAACCAGUAUGAGGAUAAGCACCAAAAAACAAACCCUUUUUUACCUAAAGCAAGCCUGGUACCUCACCAAAAUCCUAGAAGAAGAGAACAAACUAUUUGCCGCAGACGUUGCGGGAUAUUUUGACGUAAUAAAAAAACAAGAAGACAAAGUGAUAACAGCGAUGCAGGUUAAUCUGAGUACCUAUGGAAAAUUGGAAGUUUUCAAUAUUGAUACUAACAAUAACAAGAAUGAAGAAUUAGAUGAUGAUUUAGAUGAUCUGGACGAGUUGCCAAAAACAACUCUUAGUAAACAAGCAAUUAUUGAUCAUUUGAUGCAUGAAGCUGACAUUCAUCAACAAAUCAGGCAUAUGAAAAUAAAUUUGAAAUCUUUAAGCAAAUCGUUUAGUAGUAGUUAUAAUAAGCAAGUAACUUUUGAAACUUCAAGAUAAACUGGAUUUCAAUUUAGGUAAAUUCUUUUGAACUAAGUCGUACAUACUGUGAUAUAUUAUACAUUUUUGCCUUUAUAAUGUAUCUAUAUUCACAAAAGAUGUUUUUUUUUUUUUUUAAUUUAGUUUGCUUGUGUUACAGUUAUCAAUUUUACUGCUUCAUACUUAUAGUCUGUAUGGAGAAUAAUGUAAAAGAUGGGGCUGUUUAAAAAUUAUUUUUAAUUGUGAAUAUUUGCCCUGAAGGCAGAAACCUAGACUUUAAUACUCAAGAAUUAGAUCAAAUUUUUUAUUUGGCUACUUUAGAUGUUAUUUAAUCCAAAUCGAUUUAUAAAAAUGGAUGUCGUCAAAUGAUUGAAACAUAAAUAGUUUUCAAUAACAAUAUCAUUUUCAACGAGAUUUUCAAUUGAAAAUUAUUAUGAUGAAGUAUGACAGGAUUAAUAAGAGGCACUCAAAAAACAUGUCCCAAGCAUGUUUACCUAAAAUAAAUUUCUAGAAAGUGAGAAGAGUUUUGUUUAUUUUUUUGCACAUUCUGUGUUGACUAGGAAAGUUUUUAAUUGCACGUAAAUUGAAAUUUAGAAUCUAGUUUAAAAGUUAUUUAAUAGAAACAAUAUGAAACUGUGAUUAUAACGUCUAUGUAUUUUGUAAUAAAACCAUUUGGAAUCUGAA